AUGGACACUAUUGGAUAUGUUCCAGGACCCAUGCCAAAAUAUGAGCCAGAAAGAGAUCUUCUUGGUUAUGGUGAGAAUCCGGUUGAUGUUGAGUGGCCUAAUGGUGCCAAAAUCGCAAUUUCGUUCAUUCUUAAUUACGAAGAAGGUGGUGAGCAUAAUAUUUUGCAUGGUGAUGAUAGAUCUGAAGCGUAUAUCUGGGAGAAAAGUGGUGCAAACACUGAAGUUCUCAAUGGUAGACACUUGAUGAGCGAAAGUGAAUUUGAGUAUGGCUCGAGGUCUGGAUGCUGGAGAUUGAUUAGAUUGUUUAAAGAGUUUGGAUGGCCGAUGACUCUAUAUGCAGUUGGUACUGCGUUCCAGAAGAACCCUGAGUUUGCUCGUGCAUGCGUUAGAGAUGGUCAUGAAAUUGCCAAUCAUGGCUUACGUUGGGUUAACUGGGCAGGACUCGAUGACAAAACCCAGAUUGAAAUGAUCAAGCAGGCAAUUUUGACCCUUGAAGAGGCGUCAGGCGAAGCACCAGUUGGAGCAUAUAUUGGAAGAGGUAACAUCAAAACACCAGAGUUGGUUAAAAUUGCGCAUGAGCAACUUGGAUACCCAUUUCUGUGGGAAUCGGACUGCUACAAUGACGAUAUCCCUUACUGGAGAGAUGCUGAACAUGAAAAAGAUUUACCACAGGAGGAAAAAAAGGGUUUAUUGAUGAUCCCAUACAACUAUGUUAAUAACGAUUACAAAUUUGUGGCGUCUUCCCCAGGUCCUGGUUUCCCUGGAGCUUUUGUUUAUGAAGAUUACUUGAAGAAUGAAUUCGACCAACUAUACAGGGAAGGAGGUAGAAUGAUGAAUAUUCCAAUGCAUUCCAGAAUUCUUGGCAAACCGGGAAGAGCUAAUGCUUUGAGAAACUUUAUGAAGUAUAUUAGCGAAAAGGAAGGUGUUUGGGUUUGCAACCGCCGUGAUAUUGCACUGCAUUUCAAGAAAAAGUUUCCUUACGUUCCCGGUAAGCUUGCAGUCAAGAAAUUAGGUUAA
This is a messenger RNA of Pichia membranifaciens NRRL Y-2026, 1017 nucleotides long. RefSeq lists its product as hypothetical. The record is from RefSeq and is a predicted model, not a curated record. NCBI's taxonomy places the organism in Eukaryota, Fungi, Ascomycota, Pichiomycetes, Pichiales, Pichiaceae. Gene Ontology annotation, molecular function: hydrolase activity, acting on carbon-nitrogen (but not peptide) bonds. Gene Ontology annotation, biological process: carbohydrate metabolic process. Bases 1 to 1017 code for a protein of 338 amino acids. The transcript has a single exon.